Folsomia candida is the source of this 2493-nucleotide messenger RNA. RefSeq names its product calcium/calmodulin-dependent protein kinase II-like. Gene Ontology annotation, biological process: protein phosphorylation. The record is from RefSeq and is a predicted model, not a curated record. NCBI's taxonomy places the organism in Eukaryota, Metazoa, Arthropoda, Collembola, Entomobryomorpha, Isotomidae. Bases 784 to 1941 code for a protein of 385 amino acids. The transcript is spliced from 4 exons. Gene Ontology annotation, molecular function: ATP binding; protein kinase activity.
CAUGCCGAAAUCACAAUUUUUCCGUACUCCUCCAAUUAAUUUAGCCUCGCUAAAAUAUGAAUCUUACCUUGACGGGGAUAUUUAUGGGGACAAGCUUAUUUUCGUCGAACCCGGAUCGAAUAUUUCUUCAAAAAAUCAUCCUGAAACCUUAGCAGUAACUUCGGACCAAGUACAAAUUCCGUCACCAUUUAUCGUGCAAAUUAUUAAACCUCGAGAAACCGUGUAUUACAGUUAUAUCUGCGAGUUUACAAAUUAUUACAAAUUCUUCCACGAAAAUAAAGUGAAUCACUUUAAAAUGAAUCACUUUAGGCAACAUUUUAAAAAUUUUGCACUUUAGUGAAACAGUUUUAUCGCUUCGCCAAAUUAAGGAAAUUCGUACCAAAUUACCGAAAACAACCUUAUCAGACCCAAGGGAAGCCACCUUUCUGGACUCAUUUCUUCCUAAAGAUGUCACCUUUUUCCCAUGUAUUUUAUUAGAAAGUGAACAAUUUGGUGACCGAGUGGACACCUGGAUUGGACGGAAUUCGCCCCUCUCAAAAUUACAAUUGGCACAAAAUCCGCUCCGUUUAAUGGAACUUUUAAAACUUCAAGUUGGCAUUGUCCAAGGGCUACUGGAUGGUUUGACUUAUUUGCAUUACAAUCUAAAAUACGUGCAUGGAUCCAUUUCUCCGCAAAAUAUGGUGUUCUCCUCAGAAAGUGUGAAACUUUCUGGUAAAAUUAUUUUUUUCUGGGCGCAGACAAAACGUGUUGCGAGGGAAUGAACUAUCCUGGAAAGAAGGAACAAUGGAGGGAGACAUAUUUGCGGCGGGAAUUACAAUUAUGCAAAUUACUCAGUUAUUAGAUAGUCCCAUCAAGAAUUACUCUGUAAAUGGCUCCCCUAAUUUUUUCCGUGUUGAAGAUCAUGCUCUAAUUGGAAAUAUGAAAGAAUUAAUUGUCGGGAUGACUCCGAUUUUGGGAGGAAGUGAAAUUCAAGACAUAACCAAAAUUGAGGAUGCAAAGUUGCAAAUAAAAUCUGGACAAGAAAUUCAAACCAGCAAUCGAGAAGAAAAAGAGUAUAAAUUGGAAACAGGACAAAACAAUGUCGAGAUGGUGGCAAGACUUGCAAAUUUAAUGGAAGACCCUGUAGGAUACGUUUGGCUGAAGCAUUUAACCUUUUUCGGACCACCACUUGGAAAAGGGUCCUACGGCGUUGUGCGGACUGCUUUUGAUAAAAAUACAAAGCGACAUUCCGCCGUUAAGUUGCUAACUACGAGUGUAAUUGAAUCAUCAUGUGACUCCGGUGACGGUGCGGUUGAACCAAAAUUGGAAUUUACCAAUGUGGAGGAAUGUUUUCAUACAAAUUUGGUCAAAUUGUAUCAAUUUCGUCAAUUUUUUCAAUCACAGACAUUUACCAUUCAAACAAUUAUCGAGAUGGAACUUUGCGGUCCAACAUUGACUAUGUUUCUCAACGAUUCCAACAAAUCAGGACAAAUACAGGGUUCCAGAAAAAAUUUACACCUGUUUCAGGUACAAAUUGGGCAAGGUUUAAUUGAAGGGAUGCGUUACCUUCAUAAUCAGAACAUCCUCCACCGCGACUUCAAACCAGGAAAUAUAUUCUUCGCGCUACCAAAAGGUAGCCGUUCUUAUGUAUUACCCAUCAAAAUUGGAGAUUUCGGAUUAUCAAAACAAUUGAUUGGAUUGGAGAUCGACAAUUUGCCAUCAGUUGGGUGUGAUAAAAAUGAUAAGGACAAUUUCGAUCUUACCCUUAAACGGGGAACCCUUGCCUAUAGGGCGCGGGAAGUGAAUUGUGGCGUUUAUGGGAAGCAAGUAGACAUAUACAGUUUAGGUUUAAUUUUAUGGGAAAUAUUUCAAGAUUUAUCACCCAACCGGGAUGAAAUGUUUGCAAAAUUACGAGACACAGGUUCACCUCACUUAAUACCAGAUCAUUCUAAGGUGAGGUAAAAAACUAUGGUUACAUUUACACCUUAGUAUGCAUUCACCCCCCCCCCCUUCGAAAACCUUGACCGCUGCCUACAGCCAAGGGGGUGCGUUUUAGAGAAAAAAAUAAAGAGAGCAAAAAAUCAAUUACGGACCUAAUCUAGUGCUAUUGAAAGGGAUUUUUCGAUAUGACCUCCCAGAAAAAAGUUUUGAUGGUGGUGAAUGGUUGCGUUUCGCAAUUUAAGUAUGAAGGAGACUACCUACAUAGCUGGGUAUCUAAAUUUAUGAAAGAUCGCCCCCACUUUCCUAUAAGGGGAAACAGGAAUUGGGUCAAUUGGUUGAGAAACCAGCGACUUUUCCUUAUAACGGAAAUUUCCGAGUGGUUGCCAUAUAGUAACUAUAUAGUUACACCCUCGCCAUGGAGUAAUUUAUACUUUUAGCCCGUGCCCGGGCUUAUGGGACCGUCAUGUGAAUACGAUAGCCUUGCAAUUUUGCCAUAUUCAUAUUGGACAAAGUUAGGAAACAAGUUCGAAGGUGGGCGAAGUCGGUCAAAUGAUUUACCCGUGGGGGUCAGCU